AUGGAAUCUACCGUUCUUGAUCGCGUUCCAGAUCCUCAGCCCAGCGAUGUACAUCUGCCGUUCACGGGCCGCUCGCGGAGCGUGGUCGAAACCAUGGAGUCCUCACUUAGUCUCCAGGCAUCUGCAGCCCUACAGACCCUAUCUUUAAUUUCGUCUGAUUCUAGGCUUACAUCUAAGCAGUGUCAUUUGGCGAAGGAGAUAGAAAGUGGACUCUUUGAGAAGGUCAAAGUCCUCACCGACAAGGUUUUUGGACGGCUAAAAGACCGAAUUGCCAAUCGAAAGAUGUAUGUGUUAUUUGAAGAGCAGCUAAAAUGCAACACUAAGACUGAUCAUCUUGUACCCAAAAGCGUUCUUCCGAUUUUUGAAGACCAUAUAGAUGCUGCUAGCAAUUCUCUGUACUCCCAAAUAUAUUCUAUAGUGCAUGCGUCCACCCAGGCUCUUUUCGACGCAUCUCAGAAGCAGGAGCCUUUGCCCACAAGUCGCGUUACCGAGCUAGAGAGCCUUGUGUAUCAAUUGCGUCUGCAGAUUGAACAGGUCCAGCAAGACUAUACUAUCGCUACAGACAGGUUUGCUACGGAGCAAGCUAAUGCGUUGAGUGAGCUAACUCGUCUACGAGAGCAACUCUGGCAAAAGCAUAAGUACACCACUGAAUAUGAGCCAGACUUCAACCCGUACAUUACUCCGUCAAAAUGGGGCACAAUUGGCUUGCUUACGGGUGGUACCAGCGGAAUAGAAGAUCGGAAGGCCAUUCUCACAAGGCUUCUCGAUGAUGAACGAACUAAGUGUGCUGAACUCAGAAACAGAAUAACGCAGCUUGAAAUUCAGAUCUACGCAAAGAAUCAGCAGGUCGACCUGCUUCCUGUCCUUUAUGAAGAGAUAGAGACACUGAAGCAAAAGCUGGCAGACUAUGAUAAUAUCCUCCACAACUACGAGGAAUCGAAGAACAUUGAACUGUCCAUGUUUCAGGCCAAGGAGGAGGCGCUUAAAGAGGAACUAUCCAGGCUCCAGUCACGAUUGAGCCAAUCCAGCGACCAGGCAAGGUCUAGCAAAGCAGCAGUCGCUGAGCUCACUAAGCGGCUUUCUCAGAAAGAUCUCUCUUUGCCAGUAAGUACUUCCAGUCAGCGCAAAUUGGAAGAUGAACUGGAGAAUAUCCUCAGCGGUAAUUGCCCAUUGCCUAAGAGUGAGGAUACAAGUAGAGCUACCUCAAGCUCACAACCACUGCAGAGCAGAGAAGGCAGCCACAGAACUCAUAAGCGGAUGUCCUCUGUUGCAGAUAUUGGCAUUGACAGCUGCAGCAACAGCGAUAACAUAAGUAUCUCUAGUAUAAACACCUCCGCUAAAUCUACACGGUCCACCAAAGAGAAAAAGAAAAGUAAGAGGAACAGUAAGGAUGAAAAGCGUAAGACUACCACAGAGCAAUCUAAAGAUGCCCUGACAGCCAACAGGCGUGGUACCGCGUCCCACCAUAACCAGCGAGGCGAACAAUCAAAAGAAAAACAGAAUGUUCUUAGUAAGGUAAUGAAGAAAGACGUACUAGAUCGAAGGCCAACCACAGAGCCAUUUGACGCAGUAGACGUGAUGGACGCGACGGAAGCAGCGUCACAUGAUCCCUCGAUACUUCUAGACAAUCCGAUGCAGUCUGAAAUUAGCAACUUACGUAUGCAAAUAGAAGCACUGCAAGAAGAGAAUUCCAAGCUGCGUGAUUCUUACGCUACAUUGGAAAAUACAAUCGCAGAGAUUAAGGAGCAAGCGUAUAUGGACGCCAAUAUUCAUAUUUCCCAAAAGGACCUGCAUCGCAUCCAACCACACGAGGACUUGACGACAGGGACCGAUCAACCAGAUAAGGUACAGAUGAAGCAAGACAAGAAAGAGGAGCUUCAUCUGCUAAAGCAAAAGCUCAUGAAGAAGCACCUUAAGAAAGAGCGAGCCCGAAAGCGUAUCACUGCUUUUGUUCUUACCAAGGAAAGAUUCGAUGAAUUUAGAGAGGAGGUUGACAACGAUAAGACGCUUAUUCCUAGAGUGGACUAUCGCCUUGUUGCAAAUAAAACUCUUGCUCCAGAGGACGUGUAUACCAUAAUAGGGUCCGUAUCUACGCGCCCAAGCAUCCUGACGCACGGAGAUUUCCUGCAUAGUAUAGACUAUCGUAUCUUGGAACAUACCGUCAGCUGCGUAGAGGACUUUGUCAAUAAGAAGUUCAGAGAUGAAGUCAGCAUGGAUGGUACGUGUUCAGAAUACAUGUGGUUCAGCGAGUCAUGCAGUGAUAGUCGUCGCAAUGACUUUGAUGGCCUGGACUCUGACUUGGAGGAGCUAGAUAAUGAUUCUAAGGAUAAGGAGGUCAGCUUAUCAAGUCAGAAAGCAAAGCAGUUAAAGGACUCACUGAGUCAUUCAUUGGAAUCAUCACCAUUGACUCAUUGCUCUAGCACCAUUAGACAGACGGAUAAUGGUGAGUAUACUGACAUCCCAAAGAGCCUAUUAUCUCUAACUGAAAAGCCGCGUUCAAAGGGAUCUGAUCAUAGUGUUGGAGGAGAUGUAGGUGGUGGUCACAAAGAUAUAGCUAAAGAUGAAAUAAAGCUUCGUUUAUACCAUGAGUAUGUACACAUCGACCCGUCUGAGCUGUCUUCUGAAGCGCUAGCCUCACUCCUUGAAAUGGAUAACCAAAAGAAACAGAAUAUCCGAUCGAUAAUCACCCAGCUUCUUUUCGACAAUUCGACCAUUAAUCCAGCUAUAUUGAAUGGUGGGCUUCACCUACUGGUGAAGUCUGAUCAAGGAACUCCAGCAAAUGUGUACAUGACAAACAGACAGGGUCAUGAAGCUGUGGACGAUUCUAUCGAAAGUGACCGUCCAAUGCAAAAGACGAAUCAUGAAACGGAUACCGUCUUGUCGGAACACGAUUCAGAGCCUCUGCGCCUUACUUCUGAACGCAUGGAGCUCGAGAGCAGACAGCAGGACGGCCGACCCAACGCUGAUACCAGUAGGAAGCUCUACCAAUCUGGUAUGUUGCGGGUGGUCGCCAAUGCUACUGAGACUGUACGUGACAUACUACCAAACAAGCCACUCUACAUUUCGUCAGCCUCUGACAAAGAGUAUGUGAUGGGCCGCUCACGAAGUAAGGGAAAGGCAACUUCACAGCCUUCUCUGCCUGGUGAUUCUCUUGGGUCUUUGGAACCGCAACCGCAGACACAAACGCAAGAUGGGACUCCUCGGAGAGAGAGACCGUGCAUAAUUCACACUAUGCAGUCGGCUGUCUUACGCCAAGGAAUAGAGGCUCUUUUGCACAACAAUAAGCUCACCCUUUCGGAUACGAAGUUGUGCAAUGACUCCGGAGUGGAUCUGGAGGCUGUGAAUGGGCUAACUAAAGUCGUUAUAACAGAGACCGGGGAUACGUUUAUAGGCAGUUCUUACAUUGGGAAUGCUAAGCAGCUUACGCUUGACGACAGAAUUACCAACUUUUAUAGCGCAUUGAUCAACGCAAACAUCAUUAGGAAAAAUAAUAUAGGGACCGUGCCUGUCGUAUCUGCCGAUAAUGGAGAAAGGGAUACAGAUUUAACAGCUAGCAUGUUAACCAGCCAUUCCACCGAGGUAGGACAGUCCACAUUUACUCUUAAAGACAUAUAUCUGAAAAGCAAUGUAAGGAUAACUACAAAUCCUGGUGCGCCAUUAUUGUAUGAUGGCGACCAGACAAUGCAGCGAGGAACAUUUGGCUCUCUCUCCAUCAAGUCGUACUCACCCAUUCAUUCAGAUUAUGUAGAAUUAGACAGGAUUUGUACUAGUAUUAAGCAGAACGUAAAAGUAGACGUCGCAGAAGCCUUGAGAGACAUAAGGAUGAUUUUGAAAAUGCUGGGACAUGAUCCCCAACUUUUCGACAUCAAGCUAAUCAACUGUGCUGACAGACUAGAGCACAAGCAUUCCUGUCCUACAACCCUCGAUACACAUGAACUCACCGAUAGCCUUAAGGCCUUGUCCAAGGACGACAAACUGACAUUGUUUCUUGAGGCCAUUCUUGCAAAACAAAUUACCUGGGGUGAUCUAAAGGCAGUGUUUGAGCAUGCGUCUCCCAUUAUGAACUACCUUAUGGACCUUUGCAGCCAGCUCAGUAGAAACAGUGACAUAAGAAAUAAGCCCUUAGUUGAUGACUUGGUUGAAGAAGAUAAAUGCUUGGAUGAACUAUCAAAUAUCCUAUUUGCGUCACAAAUUUUCGCCAGAAGUAUAGAAGGUGUUACCGGUGUUAGCUCCGCAGACUUAUCUACAAAUACAGCAGAUCUGAAGCGCUUUCUUGAAGCGCUUCCUUCUGACCAGCAGCAGCUGAUCUAUGAGAUAGCAAAACUAUUAAAGGACCAGCAAAGUACUGCUGUUAUCCCAUCGGAAUCCUUGACUUCCAGUCCAUCAAAAGAUCAAGCAGAAAACCCCAUCAUGCAACUUUUGAACGCAUUGACACAUAUUAAUUAUGAUGCAAUCGUGCAGAUCUUAUUUACUAGGAUCCAAAGUUCUUCUAAAAGAGAGGAUUCUUUUGACAAAUACGACACAAUCAAAGAUCCAGCUCACAUCUCAGAUGGAGUUGAUCAAGACCUUCCUACAUUAGAGAAUCAGGUGCUCGGAAUUUUUACUGACUCAGAGUGGCAGGACUUGGAGACCAGCAUCCCUCCUGAAACCCUUAAGUUCAUUAAAGACAAGCUCAUACUGGAACAGGAGAAACUGGAUGAGCUCUCUAUGCUUAAGCAGCAACUUUAUAUUCUGCGCCAAGCAGAACAUGCUGCAAGGCUAUCCUAUGAGGCACCAAUUAGCGAAGAGACUCAGUGCCCCGAGGGAGCGAGAAUCUCUGAUGUUGCUAUCUGUUCUACAUGUGGUCAGGAAAUCACGCGCUCCUCCAGGGCAUCUUCUGCGCCAGGCGUCCGCUCUCUAGGACGCCUUCCAUCACAAUCAGGAACAGAAGGUGAGGCUAUUCGCUUGGACUUUUUACCCGGCUCAGACUUGUGCUUAGAUCACUUAGACACAAGCACUAAUCCUUCUGCAUCGAAAGUUUCCCGGGAAGCUUGUUCCAACCGUGACGGUGAUGUUUCCAGAUUGCAUCCAGUACUAGCCCCUGAUGUAGCCAACGCAGCCGUCACAACGCUGAUUACAGGCAAUCGUUCACGCUAUGCUGAACACUUGCCAAUCAUGGGCUUUGUUGGCAAAAAGGUCAAUCAGAAAUACCGCCAAUUACUAAUUAAGAACAAAGAAAGAGCCAAAGAACUCCAAGAACGAUUGGGCCUACUGUCCAUCCCCCAGCAAAAUACUAGGCACCCCAUCAACUACCAGUACAAUAUCAUGAACAUUCCAGUUGCCUUUGCCGCGAGAACUCCACACGUGGUUGGCCCCAACGCUACCAAUUUCCUUGGCAUGUCUAUGGAGAUUUCCAUGCUAUCAAAGGAAGGAAAAGCACAAAUCGUGAGCCUCUCCGAGGAAACUGAUAAUUUUCUACGACGGCAGCUGCACUUGUCGCAAAAAGACUAUAGUAGCAAGCAACAUAUGAUCAGAGCCAAGCGGGCAUCAGACGCUGUGCAGAGUGUCAUAACGCACUACGUACGGAAGUGCCCACUUUAUCACAAACUAAACUGGGUUAUUCCCGAUGAUCCUCGUGAUAUCUUUAUACGACUCUAUCAAAACGCGCGCGAAUUACGAGAAAAAUAUGAAAGGCGAUUCCAAGCAAAACUAUUAUUAGAAGCAGAUCUAUUUAAUAGAUACCGACAAGCACGUGUGUACGUACCUGGUUCUGGUAUCAGUAAGCAUUCUCAAAGCGGCCUUCCCAUCCACCAGCCUAUGAAGGAAAACCCAUCCCUAGUUACUGACUUAAGCAUGAGCGCCCAUACUCCUCAGGCCACUUACGUUUGUACUGAUUCAGUUGUUCCAGACACCGCACUUACCGGUGACGGGGACUCGUCUCAACUUCGAGACUGCACCAGAUCAACAGAUAGUAGCCUGGUAAAUUCAGUUCCUCAAGGGAAGCCACCCACAGAUCUGACUAUUCCAGCAUCAUCACCCCGCCUGCUCUUAUCCGGAAUUCAGGGGAGUCAAUUGGGUAAGGCUGACUCUAAUUCUAGACUGUACAUUCCAGAGUAUGAACGGUAUAAUAAGCAAGCACAUGUCAGCUCUAUCAUUGCCGGAAGCACUGUUAUGGGUAAGCCAAUUAUACCAACACCAUCUUUACAGAAUAACAAGGCGCGGUAUCCACCUCUUUACAGUAGUACUUGUGACUCAUAUUCUCCCCGGGAUAGCUGCGCGCAGCUACACGUUUCUGGAAUACAUCUGGGCUCCAAGACUGUUCACAGCUAUGAUAGUAACACAAGCGGAAAGCUCUCAGUACAAGCUAAGAUACACUCGCAAAUCGAUGAUUCACGACUAGAUGAACUCAGCAAGAGUGUCACAUUACUGAGCAGUUCAGUUGAGCUAGCCAAAUCUGGCAAUGCUUCCCUUACUCCGGGAGCAUCUGCCAAGAUAUGCGGUCGUCUACCAACUAAGCCACUAAAGUCUAUUUGCGCAUCUACUCAGCAGGCUGAGGAGCCUGUCAACAUCAGCAUUACAAAUAUAACAGACAUGUUCAUCAGUGAAGAAACUAAACAGUCAGGAAGCAAGGAGGCGCCACAGAUCUCUGAUGCGUUUACUGGAGUGCAUCGUUCUGGGAGCAUUCGAAAGUCUGCUGCUCUAGCAUUCAGAACUAGCGACGCUCAGACAGAAGCAAGACUCUCAGUCGGAAGUAGGAGUCAGCAUUGA
Molecule: messenger RNA, 6747 nt
Organism: Giardia duodenalis
Lineage: Eukaryota; Fornicata; Diplomonadida; Hexamitidae
Product: putative Spindle pole protein
Exons: 1
Coding region: 1-6747 (2248 amino acids)
Source: RefSeq, a predicted model, not a curated record